AUGAAGUCUGUUUUGAAGUUUUGCAAGAUAAGUCACAAUCACAAUUGGCCCAAGGCAAACUGCCCUCUUUUGCCGACCUCUACUCAGUUUCCUGGUGGCAGUUUGAGACAUUUUACAGUUCCUUCAUUAAGCCACCUCGCAGCAGCAAGAACCUUAGUUGCCUUUGUGCCUAAAAAGACGUAUUACGAGGUUUUAGGCCUGAGUCCUUCGGCUACAACGUACGAGAUCCGACAAGCCUUUUUGAAGCUGUCAAAACAGUGCCAUCCAGACGUAAAUACAAGUGAUUACGAUCUGGAAAAUCACAAGAAGUUUGUUCAGGUGAACGAGGCCUACUCGGUCCUUAGCAGACCAUUGUCUCGUCGAGAUUAUGACGCCACCUUGAACACAUUUCAAGCACACACCACAACUGCUUAUCCACACUACGGAUACGACCAACCUGAUGCAGGCUCUUACACUUAUUAUAAAAGCCGUCAGAAUGACACAGAUUGGACAAAAGCAGAAAACCAGAAGGGAGGGAAAAUCCUUACAAGUUUUUUUCUAGUAACAUCGUGUUUAACGUGUGCAAGUGUGGCCCUGAUACUUAACUACAUGCACAACUACAUCCCAGAUCCAAAAUAUUCAUACUUGAGAAAAAGCAAGCAGGAGGAUAUUCAACAACAUGAACUCAUUAUGACUUCAGUACAUGACGGAAAAGUUAUUUAUUAUUACGCAGUGCCUAAAGCCGACGACCCGAGAAGUUACGAAGUACUUGCGGUGAUGAAGAAUGAUGUCAAGGAUUCAGAUAUGCAUGAGUUACAGGAACUGAACCAGUUAAAUUAUGGCAAACAACAAGCCUUGUGA
This is a messenger RNA of Candidula unifasciata, 840 nucleotides long. The record is from the annotation of a GenBank genome assembly. Lineage: Eukaryota; Metazoa; Mollusca; Gastropoda; Stylommatophora; Geomitridae.